This is a messenger RNA of Cucurbita pepo subsp. pepo (vegetable marrow), 1501 nucleotides long. Its product is annotated as adenylyl-sulfate kinase 3. Gene Ontology annotation, biological process: sulfate assimilation. NCBI's taxonomy places the organism in Eukaryota, Viridiplantae, Streptophyta, Magnoliopsida, Cucurbitales, Cucurbitaceae. Gene Ontology annotation, molecular function: adenylylsulfate kinase activity; ATP binding. The record is from RefSeq and is a predicted model, not a curated record.
UUUUCGUCGUCGUGUCGGGUCCUUCCAACGACAACUUAUUGCGUUAUUACACCGUCGGGUCUUAAACGGCGUCGUUCGCUUCUUCUUCGCCGGACGGCUCGCUGUUCCGCACGCUCCGGCUCCGCAUUCUUCUUCUACAGUUCAUAAAUUUCCGGGAAGAAGGAUAAUCAAAAUCAAAGGUUCAAAACGAGGGGUCGUUGCCAAAAGGGCUCGUGAUUCUAUUUUUUUUCUUCACCGGUCAUUAAUUGUUAUGGCGGAAAAGAACAGGAUAGAGCCUCCCCUAUUCGACCAAUAAUGGCUUCCCAUUUCCCCUCGAUUUCCUCACUUGGUUCUUAUUUUUUCGUUUCUCUAUUUAUUAUUGAUUCGAUAGUGUUUUCCUAUUGAGAUGUGCGUGAGAUAUGGUUGCGAUUGGGGGAAUUUCGUUGCCGCGUUUCAUAGCGCCGUCGCUUCACCGCCAGUCCUUUUCGCCGCCGGCGAUUGGGUUUGCGAGGUUUCCCAAUAGGAUUAGGCUUAGAUCGACAGUGGCUUUGCUGGAUGAGGUUGAGAAGACGGGUUCGAGGGCGGCGAUUGUCAAUCGGAAGGUCGAUGGUUUGGUUAAGAGUGAUUGUGAGACUGAUUUCGAUGCUACCUUGGGCAAUGGACAUGCUAGGAACUCUGGCAAAAAUCUUGGCGUGUUGUCCACCGUUGGAAAUUCUACUAACAUCAAAUGGCAUGAAUGUUCUGUUGGAAAGAUUGAAAGACAGAGCCUACUAGAACAGAAAGGAUGUGUCAUAUGGAUCACUGGUCUUAGUGGCUCAGGGAAGAGCUGUGUGGCCUGUGCCUUGAAUCAAAUCUUAUACAAAAUGGGGAAGUUGGCUUAUAUCCUUGAUGGGGAUAAUGUCAGGCAUGGCUUGAACCGCGACCUUGGUUUUAAAGCGGAAGAUCGUGCCGAGAACAUAAGGAGGAUCGGUGAGGUUGCGAAACUGUUUGCCAAUGCCGGAGUUAUUUGCAUUGCUAGUUUGAUAUCUCCAUAUCGAAGGGAUCGAGAUGCUUGUCGUGCCAUUUUGCCUGAUGGAUAUUUUAUUGAGGUGUUCAUGGAUGUUUCUCUUGAAGUUUGUGAAGCAAGAGAUGCAAAAGGACUGUAUAAGCUUGCACGGGCGGGGAAGAUCAAAGGCUUUACCGGUAUUGAUGAUCCGUAUGAAGUACCAUUGAACUGUGAGAUAGUACUGAAGAACAAUGGAGGCUCCCCAUGUGAGAUGGCAGAGAAAGUAAUGAGUUACCUUGAGCAGAAGGGCUUCCUGCAGGCUUAAAACUCAAACCCUACUAGAAAGGGGGCUUUAACCCUACUUGACCGACCACAGCUUUGUUUGGUUGCGUCUGAUUUGGUUCUUCUUUAUCCAAUUCUUUUCUGCAAUACAGAUAGGAACGAAGGCAAUUCACCUUGCCAUAUAUGUAAUGUAGACUUCUUUCAAACAGGGUAUGUAUAUAUAUGGUAUUAAAAUAUUUGGUUCUUUCUGAUUUA